UAUGAAGUACUACUCUGUGUACAAGAUCAUGAUGAUCCAGCUAUUGAUGUGUGCAAAAAGCUCCUUGGCAAAUACCCUAAUGUUGAUGCCAGAUUAUUCAUAGGUGGCAAGAAAGUUGGCAUCAACCCCAAGAUUAACAACUUAAUGCCUGGCUAUGAAGUUGCCAAAUAUGAUCUCAUAUGGAUUUGUGAUAGUGGAAUCAGAGUAACGCCAGACACACUGACAGAUAUGGCCAAUCAAAUGACUGAAAAAGUAGGCUUGGUCCAUGGGCUUCCCUAUGUUGCAGACAGGCAGGGGUUUGCUGCUACUCUUGAACAGGUUUAUUUUGGAACUUCACAUCCAAGGUCAUAUAUCUCAGCCAACUUAACUGGCUUUAAGUGUGUGACAGGAAUGUCCUGCUUGAUGAGGAAGGAUGUCUUGGACCAAGCUGGAGGGCUGAUAGCUUUUGCACAGUAUAUUGCUGAGGAUUACUUUAUGGCCAAAGCUAUUGCUGACCGGGGUUGGAAGUUCGCCAUGGCCACACAAGUUGCAAUGCAAAACUCCGGUUCAUACUCUAUUUCUCAGUUUCAGUCCAGAAUGAUCAGAUGGGCCAAACUGCGAAUUAAUAUGUUGCCUGCCACAAUAAUUUGUGAGCCAAUCUCCGAGUGCUUUGUUGCCAGUCUAGUUAUUGGAUGGGCGGCUCAUCAUGUAUUUAAAUGGGAUAUAAUGGUAUUUUUCAUGUGUCACUGCUUGGCAUGGUUUAUAUUUGACUACAUUCAACUAAAAGGUGUUCAGGGUGGUGCCCUGUGUUUCUCAAAACUUGAUUAUGCAGUAGCUUGGUUCAUCAGAGAAUCCAUGACGAUAUAUAUUUUCUUGUCUGCUUUGUGGGACCCCACUAUUAGCUGGAGGACAGGACGCUACAGGUUGCGUUGUGGAGGCACUGCGGAAGAAAUUCUUGAUGUAUAGCCACAACUUUAAUUGUGAAUGUCAUAAAGAGGAGGGGGGAAGAGAAGUAUUAUAAAUUGUUUAUA
Molecule: messenger RNA, 1010 nt
Organism: Merops nubicus (carmine bee-eater)
Lineage: Eukaryota; Metazoa; Chordata; Aves; Coraciiformes; Meropidae
Gene: UGCG
Product: UDP-glucose ceramide glucosyltransferase
Exons: 7
Biological process (GO): glucosylceramide biosynthetic process
Cellular component (GO): membrane
Molecular function (GO): ceramide glucosyltransferase activity
Source: RefSeq, a predicted model, not a curated record